Molecule: messenger RNA, 1229 nt
Organism: Aspergillus ibericus CBS 121593
Lineage: Eukaryota; Fungi; Ascomycota; Eurotiomycetes; Eurotiales; Aspergillaceae
Product: putative glutamine-serine-proline rich protein
Exons: 1
Coding region: 23-1078 (351 amino acids)
Cellular component (GO): outer membrane
Source: RefSeq, a predicted model, not a curated record
CACGAAUCAACACCAGCACACGAUGGCCGCUCAAGAAUACUUCGGUGGUGGCUCCAACGACCAGCGUCAACAGAACGCCUCCCCCUGGUCCUCCCCCGCCAUCAACACCCCCAGCUCCACCGGCUACGGCUCCUAUCCUCCCUCCGUCGAGAACGGCCAGGACCGCUAUGGCGCUGCGUCUCCCUACCCGCCCCAGGGCGGAGGCUACAACCGCCCCUACAGCCCAUACCAGCAGCCCCACUCGGGCGUCUCCUCGCCUCACCCGAACUACCAGAACCAGAACCAGAACCCCGAAUACCCACCCCACAACGGCGGCCGCCCACCCUACCCCCAAUACGACCAGUCCGGCCCCGAGCCCCGACCCUACCCCCAGCAAGAAGGCUACGGUUCCCACCAACAGCCCCCUCCUUACUCCCCGGAGUCCACCGACCCCGCCGCAGCCGGUGAGGGCGACAAGGGCCUAAUGGGCGCUCUCGCCGGUGGCGCGGCCGGCGGUUUCGCAGGUCACAAAGCCAACCACGGGAUUCUGGGCACCAUCGGUGGCGCGAUGCUCGGAUCGGUCGCCGAAGACGGCUUCAAGAAGCACAAGGAGAAGAAGGAGCGUGAAGAAGAGGAGCGUCGGCAGAUGGAGGAACGUCGUCGGAUGGAGGAACAAUACCGCAUGGAGGAGCAGCGCCGGAUGGAAGAACGACACCGUAUGGAGGAGCAGCACAGAAUGCAAAUGCAUCAUAGACCCCCUCCGCACCAUAGCCCGCCGAUGCGCGGUAACUUUUCCUCUUCGUCGAGGGAUAUUCGGCUCGAGAGUCAUCAUGAUUUGGUGGCUGCGUGUGGUCGCGUCUCGGGUGAGUUGCAGCUUUCGUGUCUUCCGUUGAAUAGUGUGUUGUCGAAUAGCUGGGGGGAGUUUAAGUGGGCGAGGAAUGGAAACUUUGCGGCGUCGGCGAGAAAUGUGCGGUUGGUGGAUGGGGGUCGGGUUUUGGAGGCGGAGUUGAACGAUGGAAAUGGGGGAUGGAAUCGAUCUUGGAUUCGGUUGGAUGAGAGGAUUACCAACAAUAAUGGUAACCUGAUGUUCUUGGAUUAGAUGAUGGUUUCUUUCGUUGGGUUGUGCUCGACGAGCUUUUUAUACCUUUAUUUAGUGCUUUACAUAAACUUGGACUCUUUCGCAAACACCAUUUGAAGGGACUUCUUACAUACAACCGGUAAUAAAUAAAUCCCACCCAGGGCCCUUGAAG